AGAGCUGCUUCGAAUCCAAAGGCAUUUUGUUUUUGUUGUAAUUUUAACACCAGCAAAAGAUAAAGGUAUCUUUGAAUGUGCUGAAAAUACCAAGAAUUUAUGAGUUAGUCUCGAUUUACAUCGACAGUGAAUUGAUAUACGACUAUCAAGACAAAAUGGGCGACGAUAAUUCACUGGAUUCUAACGUAUCGACUUCACGUGCCAAUGAAGUUCAUAGUGUCUCAGGAAUGGAGACAACAGUUUGUCUUGUAGGAAAGAAAAACAUCGAAAAUGAAGAACUUAAAAAAGCUCUUGAGGUAUUAAACCUCAAAGUUAUCACAACAGAAGACACAAAGGAGACUUUAAAGACACUUGACGAUGAUGUUGAGACUGUCUUUGUYUGUGAUCCCUUUGAAGGAGAUGACUUCCUUAACUUACACAAAGAGGAACAAAGAAUUAUUGGACCUCCUAUUGUACUAUCAUGUGCCAAGAACAACCARCCACUUCCAUGYAAUUCCAGACCUCUGUAUUGYUCYACUAUGGCCAACCACAUYAUUUGUUUCACUGGAUUUAAGAAGAAGGAUGARAUGGGAAAGYUGUGUAAUUUGGUGCACCACAUGGGUGGUAGUAUUCGAGGRGAACUCAGUGGACGUGUCACUCAUCUUGUAGCUUGCUCAGUUCAUGGGCACAAGUAUGGGGCUGCUGUAAGYUURGGAAAACCCAUYAUGACAGURGAUUGGGUUUACACAUGCUGGGAGAAAAGAUUUGAAUUGGAUUUUUCUGGAUCAAAUCAAGAAAUGGAUAAGUUUAAAAUGGCACCUUUUUAUGGAUUGUGUUUGAGUUUUUAUGGCUUUUCGGAUGAGGAAAAGCACCACAUGGAAGAAUCCACUGAACAGCAAGGAGGCAAAUUUGUUGAUGCCAAUGAUGAUCAAUGUACUCACUUAGUAGUAGAAGAUGGAGUGAAGGAACUACCGACUGAUAUAAGUGGGACAAGAAAAUUAUAUAUUGUCAAGCAAGAGUGGUUCUGGGCYAGUAUUCACAUGGAUGGGUGCGCGGACGAGUCUCUCUAUCCMUUCACUGCUGCGCCACGUGACCAAGUCGCCAAGCAGAAGACCCCAUCAAGUAACGGACGAAAGAGAAAGCGGAAGAAAGUCAAGGAAUCGGACAUCAGCGACCUACUCUCUCCAGACUCCCCUCUCUUUAAGAAUAAGAGGAAGAGUGGUGACUUGUUAUCUGUUUCUGGAUCUCUACUUGACUACACGCUUUUAUCACCCUCAACACCAGGACGAGGCGAUGGGACACCCAGUGGAACAAUUACGCCUCUUAGUACACCCAAACCCCUUCCCUCAGCAAGACAACAAGUUACAAUGGAGCUACUCCAAACAGAGAAAAACUAUGUAGGAAUACUCACUACUAUACUUAAGGUUUUUAAAGAACCAUUAGAGACUGACCCACGCGGUCCCAUCAUUCCAAGCGAGAGAAUCAAAACCAUAUUUGGAAGUCUUCCUGACAUCCUUGAAGUCCAUACCAAGAUUCUAAGUGAAUUAGAAGAGAUUCUAUCAUCAUGGUCAGACGAAAAGUGUAUAGGAAAAGUUAUCCUUAAUCAUGCUGAUGUACUGUGUAGAGUUUACCCGCCRUUUGUCAACUACUUYGAGAUGUGCAAAGAAACAGUUACCAAAUAUGACARAGAAAACCCUCGCUUYCACGCCUUUCUUAAAGCCUGUCUAAGUAAGRCAGAAUGUGGACGACAGUCAUUGGCUGAAUUACUGAUUCGACCUGUACAGCGGUUACCUAGCAUGAAUCUAUUGUUAUCAGAUAUUCUGAAGAAAACAGACAARAUGAAUCCUGACUAUGUCACGUUAAUGCAAGCAAUCGAUGCACUCAAGAAUGUCAUGAUGCACAUCAACGAAGAYAAGCGUAAAACAGACGGUCAAGUUCAGAUGUUUGAAAUACUACGAGAUGUCGAUGGAUGUCCUGCGUACAUCCUAUCAUCCCAUCGUAGUUAUGUAACGAAAGCAGACACGUUUGAGCUGGGAGAUGGUUUAUGCGGUAAAGGCGAACCGGUCACGAUAUUCCUGUUUAACGAUAGUCUCGAGAUGACCAAACGGCGUGGUAUUAAGAUGAAUCGUGCUAUGAAAAGUCCUGCWGCUGCACGAACACCACAGAAAGCAUACAAACACGUCGAGUUUAUACCUUUGUCACACGUCAGAAGAGUGGUCGAUAUAAGGGAUAAUGAAGAUUGUCAGAAUCUAUUUGGUAUUAUCUACCGUGCCUCUAAUGAUAUGAAAGAAAAGCUGUUGAUGUUUAGACUUAUCAGCGACGAUAUCACCAAAGACGAAUGGCUUCAUAAACUCACCAUGGGGCUAGCCAAUACUGCYUGUACUGCUGAUACUGAAAACUUUGUGACAACAGUGGACCCUCAAGAGCUUAUGAUCAGCAAAAGUGAUUUCUCGACGGGUACUCUGGGUAAAGCCUUGAGAGUGGCAAAGCGAACAACCAGGAAAGUAAGUCGAGCGCUAUCAAUGAAUAAAACACCACGAAAGAAUGGAAUUGUGAGACGGUCAUCGUCAAGCGUUACCCCAAAAGCCGAUCUAUUCGCUAGUGCCAGUCCGCUACUAACAUCAUCCAAGUAUAAYCAAAAUCUACCAUUAGGGGCACGGGGUCGAGCAAUGAGUGUUUGUGAGGGACUGGAUUCAGAGCUAGUAGAAGUCGAUGUAAAAGUMCGAAGGUCGAUGUCAAUCAGCGAGGAACGUUAAGUGGMAUAUUKUACAAUACUGUUAAUACGAAGAAUUAUCGAGCAUCGCGGUCUACCUUUCCACCAUUGCGCCAGAAAUUASAACUAAUGCARUAAUAACAAAUAACGAUUCAGUCGUUAUGAUGAUCUCAAUGUCAACCAAUGGCUGCUCGACGAGGUUCGCCAUCACUUGUACCCAUUGUACUACGAUGCAAAGCUGACAAUGCACGCUGCUUUUUUCCCGUUUUCGUAGUAAAUUAUUUUUUUCCUAGCCAGCAUAAGAUGUCAGGUUUAUCAUGUCAAGAAAAUUUGUCAAAUGAAAAGAAGUUUGAAUUCUCAGGRGCAUCUGUCUUUAGCUUUGCAAGACUGUGAUGUAAAAUUGCAAUUUCUGGAACAAAAUUUAGAAACUGCUACGAGCGGCGGGAAAAAAACUAUAGUGUGCAUUGCGGGCAAUCUAAGAUGUUAACGUUUUUCGAAGCUUUCCUUCGUAGUGUUCCAAGGAAAUUUGAACGGUACAAAACAAUAUAAGGACAUGUUCUUAACUUUUUGUUGACCCGCAGUACCUAACAAGAAUAUGUAUUGAAAGGUGCGCGAAAGAAAAAAGGAAUGUGUAAUACUGUGCUUAUCUGUGGGUGCCUUUCGCUUGGAGAACCUCCCGAGCCCCUAGUAUAGUCAACUCUCGCCUUACGGACACUCUCCUCUAUAACGGACACCUCGAUAUUGCGGACAGUAAAAUACUASAAURCUAAAAUACAAAGAAAUGACUGAAUUAAAGUAACUCUCGCUACUGCGGACACUAAAUUACGGUCCCGGGGAUGUCCGUAAUAGCGAGAGUUGACUGWAUUGAGCAUUGAAAAAAGUGUAAAUAUACAGCGAUUCUUUUUAUACUGUGUAGCGAUAGUACAUGAGCAAUUGAUUGUUGAAAUAUUAGAUUAUCAUAGUUAUAUAAGAUAAAGAAAUGAGUAUUGGAUAUCUUCA
Messenger RNA from Exaiptasia diaphana, 3691 nucleotides. RefSeq names its product protein ECT2. Lineage: Eukaryota; Metazoa; Cnidaria; Anthozoa; Actiniaria; Aiptasiidae. Gene Ontology annotation, molecular function: guanyl-nucleotide exchange factor activity; GTPase activator activity. Gene Ontology annotation, biological process: mitotic cytokinesis; activation of GTPase activity; intracellular signal transduction. The record is from RefSeq and is a predicted model, not a curated record. The transcript is spliced from 21 exons. The coding region runs from base 156 to 2735 and encodes 859 amino acids. Gene Ontology annotation, cellular component: nucleus; cell cortex.